This is a messenger RNA of Spirodela intermedia, 3604 nucleotides long. NCBI's taxonomy places the organism in Eukaryota, Viridiplantae, Streptophyta, Magnoliopsida, Alismatales, Araceae. The record is from the annotation of a GenBank genome assembly.
AUGGAGCAGUAUGAGGUCUUGGAGCAAAUAGGGAAGGGAGCGUUUGGAUGUGCUUUCCUUGUGAGACAUAAGCUUGGGAAGAAGAAGUACGAUCCACUUUUCUUCAGUUAUCUUGUUUCAUUCUAAUCAGAUGUCUCUAUUACUUGAGAGUGAUGUUUCAGCUUGCUAGUUACCUUUGGUACAGUACUGCGUUCUGAUGUCUUACUAUUUCUCUGGUUUGUUGAAGGUAUGUUCUUAAGAAGAUCCGCCUUGCCCGUCAGACUGAGAGGUGCCGGAGAUCAGCACACCAAGAGGUAAGCCGUAGCUUAUUACGUUUUUAUCCACUAUCCAAUUCCUCAAACACACCCUUUCCUUUCUCACUGGCCUAGUGAUUUAACUACCAAACAGACCUCAUUUACCAACCUGGGUACUCAUGAACACUUUCAAUUGACAGCACGCACUCUCUGACAACUUCUGUCAAGUAGACGUACACAGAACUGGAACAUGAAUAGCACAUCUGGGUUUGCAUCUGAAGACGACGAUCCAUUCUGAGAAGGAUGAUCUUUUCUAACGGAUUAGAGAAGCGUAAAUUUUAAAUGAUUAUAUCAUGGUAUUUGUCUCAUUUGAACAGGCCAAAUUUUAUGUGUAAAUUCCUUUCAUCAAUAUCCCAAUAGUCAAUCUAACAGAAAAUGUUGUCACUGUUCCGCAACAGAAUAGUACAUCCAUAUGUAUAAUUUGUUUCCAAAAUCCACUGUUCCGCAAGGAUACAAGUUAUUAGAUUUUGGGUAUCAGAAUUUCGUCGUCUAACGCUUACAACGUGUGGCUUUUUUCACAAUCCAAUCGUCGUAGAAUCAUUUAGUCAGACAUGAUUCUUAUGGUUAUCACUUUGAUAAGAAAUUCCAACGACUACUUUGAGCAAUUAAGUGAUCUCAGACAAAAUGAUAUCGAAAAUUUCAGGCCCCAGAUGGUGAUUCCCUUUCUUUUUCCAUGUAAAUUCUUCUUUUAGUGUUUCGCAUAAGGAAUCAAUCGGGAUUUUCUUCCAAUUGGUUAGGUCAACUUUUAAGUACAGCUCACCGCGCAUGGAACUAGUCAUGGGUUAUAAACACAUUCACAUGUUUCAGACGAGAAGUAGAGAAACUGUUAUUUGACAUAGAUCUGUACUGACUAUUUACGAUGCAAAAUCGUCAUUGUUCUCAGAUGGAGCUCAUCUCUAAAGUCCGAAAUCCAUAUAUAGUGGAAUACAAAGAUUCUUGGGUGGAGAAGGUCAGCAGUAGUCGCAGAUUUAUUUAUUUUUUUCACUUAUCUUCAUGGAGUCAGGAAGAAAGUCUAAGCCCGAAAAUUUUCAAGUUAUUCCUUCCAGGGGUGCUAUGUCUGCAUCAUUAUAGGUUACUGCGAGGGAGGGGAUAUGUAAGCUACUCUUCCUUUUCUCAUGAGAUUCACAGCGAGGAUUUAUGGACCAUUUGCAUCAACAUCCCAUUCUACUGAUGCACAGGGCGGAGGCCAUUAAGAAGGCCAACGGAGUCCUUUUCCCUGAGGAGGUCGCUCAUCUUGGCGGCUGAAUUUAUGUACCACUUCACUUAUACAUAUAGGAAAAUAAAUUAUCUGAUAUUUCUCCAUUAUAAAUAAAUGCGCAGAAGCUAUGCAAGUGGCUCGUUCAGCUCCUGCUGGCGCUCGAUUACUUGCACAAGAAUCACAUCUUGCAUCGGGAUGUGAAGGUCAGUGAAAAUCUAACUCGCCCUUGAGAUCAGCCAGCCUUUAUUUUAUUUUUUUACUGAUAUGCCCUUCCUUCAGUGCUCAAAUAUAUUCUUGACGAAAGGUCAAGACAUACGCUUAGGUCAGUCGAAUCUUCUGACCUGGGAAAGACUAGAAUUUAUCCUUCUUCUUCUUCUUCAUUAAUCGCGUUGUAUUCUUGGCCUCUGUUUGCCCCAGGUGACUUUGGACUGGCCAAAAUGUUGACCUCCGAUGAUCUUGCCUCCUCUGUGAGCUCUCUCGCCCUUUUGGUUUAUUUCAAGCGAUUCAGUGAGCUAAGUUCAGAUAUAUCUAUACAUAGAUAUAUAUACAUAUAUAUAUAUAUAUAUAUAUAGAUGCAUACUAUGGAUAGUAACUGUGACAGAAAAUGAUGCAGGUGGUGGGGACUCCCAGUUACAUGUGUCCAGAGCUUCUUGCCGACAUACCUUAUGGUUCCAAGUCUGAUAUCUGGUCACUAGGUGGGUGGAUUUCUAUUUCUACAGAUGGAAACCAGCCCCUAAACCUUUCAAUCUAAUCCAGUAAAAAGGGAUAAUAAAUGUUGAGUGAAUUAGGUCUUCCAUCUUUCCAGGUUGCUGCAUGUACGAGAUGACUGCAUUCAGGCCCGCCUUUAGAGCCACGGUGACUAGUCUCUCCAUAUCUCAUCAUUUGACUUUCUUGGACUUGUCUUAAAGAUAUCUACUUCCUUUCUGAGAGAUAUCCUAAAAUGGGAGUCCCAUGUUCAUCAUACAUAUUUAUAUAUGUUUAGAUUGUUCACGUGGGCACGAAGAACAUUAGGUAUUUUCCAUUGUGAUGAGAAAGAUUUUCAUAGAAAAAAGUCAACGACUUGUUCAUGGCGACUGUUCUAAUUAAUCACCCCUCCCCUCCCUUUCCUCAUGACCCAGGAUAUGCAAACCCUUAUAAGCAAGAUCAACAAGUCAGCAUUAUCUCCCCUCCCGAGCUCAUAUUCCGGCGCGUUGUGAGCCCAAAUCUAACCUGUCAUAUCUCCUUCCCAACCUCUCUCUCGGGCUCCCCACCCACCCUGAAACUAAUCUCUCUCUCUCUCUCUCUCUCUCUCUCUCUCUCUCUCUCUCUCUCUCUGUGUGGCUAUUUCUGGUUGCAGAAGGGGGAUCAUCAAGAGCAUGCUGCGGAAGAACCCAGAGCUCAGGCCAAGCGUAUCUAGCCUCUGACCAAGCCCACAUACCAGUCAACGGCUUACUCUUAUUCCACAAGUCAAAUGACCGGCUCCGCUGACUCAUCUUUGCAGGCUGCCGAUCUGCUGAGACAUCCCCACCUUCAGCCCUACCUUCUUGAGAAAGCCCACCUCAAGUCCACGUCGGAGAAAGGAGGCCAUGUCGGAGGGGUCGCCGCUGACGGGAGAAGACCGAGUCAACAUUCAUAUGGGCUGGGCUCGAAUGGGCCGGCUCGUCGGCCCAUUCUGGGGAAACUGGGAUCGCCGGAUGUAUCCGUCAACGAGCCGAGGAUAGACAGGAUGGAGUUCCCCCUGGGCUCGUCCGAGGAAGAAGAAGAAGAGUUGGGCUUGCUCUCGAUGGCGGGACCCAGCACCGUUGGGAACGCCUCCAUCACGAAGGACAAGUGUACGGUCCAGAUCAUCCGGGCCAAGGGCCAGGGGGAGAACGAAUCGACGGGGGAGCAUGGCUCGAGCCGUGGAUGCGAGGAUCGUAGGCCCGCGCGGUUCGACAUGACGUCGCAGAGGCAGAGGGCGGAGGCGCUGGAAGGGCUGCUGGAGUUCAGCGCGAGGCUGCUGCAGGAGGAGCGGCUGGAGGAGCUGGGCGUGCUGCUGGGGCCAUUCGGGCCGGGGAAGGUCUCCCCCAGGGAGACGGCCAUUUGGCUCGCCAAGAGCUUCAAGGAGAGCGCGCCGCCCAACAAUCACCAUUGA